Ogataea polymorpha is the source of this 4779-nucleotide messenger RNA. RefSeq lists its product as uncharacterized. Gene Ontology annotation, cellular component: cell cortex; mitochondrion. The transcript has 2 exons. Gene Ontology annotation, biological process: microtubule cytoskeleton organization; dynein-driven meiotic oscillatory nuclear movement; establishment of mitochondrion localization. Lineage: Eukaryota; Fungi; Ascomycota; Pichiomycetes; Pichiales; Pichiaceae. The record is from RefSeq and is a predicted model, not a curated record. Bases 1 to 4779 code for a protein of 1592 amino acids. Gene Ontology annotation, molecular function: phospholipid binding; tubulin binding.
AUGUCAUCCAAGAAAAACUCGUCGAACGGCAAGUCAUCGGCCAGUGAGCUGAGGGCGCAAUUCAAGGACCUCCAGCAACGGCUUGGAAAAAACUCUGACUCUGCGACAAUCGACACGGAUUCAGCUACGAGAGGGAGGAAACGUGAUAGUUUAGGUCUUGGGGCACAAUCGCUUUCUGAACGGCGUCCGCUAUCGGGGAAUGAUUUUCUAAGUGACCUGAGUGACGGCCUUUUGGUGGAAUCUCGUCGACUCAACCAUGAAAACACACAAUUAAAAGCACAAUUAUCUGAUUUACAAGAUAAGUACACCCAAACUUCCCAGCAACUACACAAUUUGCAAGUGUUGAACAAGAAACUGAGCGAAAAGGAGGAGGAUUCCAGUGAACGAAUUUGGGAACUCGAAUCACAACUCAGCGAUCUGCGAGACAACUCAGUGAAGCUACAGCAGAUGUACGAGAAAACGAGCAAGGACAAGUCUUCAAGAGAUGUAGAGCUGGAAAGCUUAAGGGCGCAGCUUGAGCUUUAUCAGGAAAAGCAAAUGGUUCUGGAAAAGGAGACCACAGCUAAACUAUCGCAGUUGAAUGCUACGAUAAAAGAGCUGAAAGAACGCAAUUCCGAUUUGAACGAUGAAAACGACGAGUUGCACCAGAAAGUGCACAAGUUGUCUGUAUCAGAGAAUAAACGAUUAGACGUACCUCCUGCUAAUGACGAGAACGCUGAAUAUGAAAAGUACGACGAGUCGUUGUUGCUCGACCCUUCGCUGUCUCCAAUUCGUGAAAUAUCUCAAAACACAAUGCUUGAGUCUGACACGGCCAGUCUACAAAAAGCGCAAAAGACGAUUGCCAAGCUGAAACAGGAUCUGGCCAAGCUGAAGGCGGAGAAGGAUGAGCUGAAGAGAAAGCAGACCAAAUCACCGAAAAAAUCGACCAGACGUCAAUCUGUCGCCGAAAGCGAUGAAUGGGAUGACUUCGACAAAAGCAUUGCCGCAAAUACCACAGCCAGGGACUCGGAAUAUUCUAAUUUACAGAUGCUUGAAGACGAGCUGGGAAAUCUUUCGGACGAAUACGAUGAGAUGGAAACUUCGCAAAUAAAAUACCUGGAAAAAUAUGCUUCCAAGCAUGGACUAAAGCUUGUGCCUGAAUCUGGCGACAAGACAUCUGACAGAUCCAUAAUUGAGGCCUCUACAGGAUACGACAUCGUUGCUUUGCCUAAUGACGCCAAUGUGCACUCUCCAAUUGAGCAGCUGAAACAAAGGUGCCAUGAGCUUGAUAUGGUGCCGCUCAAAACAAGAGAGUACGAAGAGCUGGUGAAGAGAUCAAAUUACGACACUAUCGACACGGACAAGCUGGCCAACGUUGGUCUUACAGUUCUUCCUUUGCUUGAGUUCAAAGCACUUGAAGGGAAAGCCAAUAAGUUCGAGACUGCAGAGGCUGAAAUCAAACAACUUCAAGAUCAGCUGGAAAACCCAGGUGCACAAUUUAUUCACAAAAAGGCCAAUGAUUUGGGGCUAGCGUCUAUUCCUGCUGAAGAGUUUGAAAAGCUAAAGGCUGCAUUGAACACCAAAACCAUUGAGCUGAAUACAGUGCAAGAAAAAUUAAGACAGGUUGAAAAGAGAUUGGAGACCCAAGUCACGUCACUGGAACAGUUGCAAAGUGGAGCAAAAAACCACAACAUGGAUCUUUUGCCGGCUGCGGAACACAGAGAGCUGCUUGCAAAGGUCAAGGAACAGCAACAAGAUAUCGAAGUAUUCAAGGGAGCUCUCAAGGCUGCAGAGGACAAGCUUGCCUCUCCAGACGUUUCAUAUAUCAAGGAGAUGGCAGCAAAGAAAAAUCUGGUCAUCUUGACGGUUGAGGAAAACGAAGCGCUCAAAGCUGUGAGCACUCCUGUGAAUAGUCCUGUGAAACGGAACAUUGACUCUGGAAGUCCAAUCAAACGCCCUGCUACUCUGGCGACUGACGGAACUGUCGAGAUUGCUGCUGCAGCUUUACGUUCGCUUCAACAAACCGUGGAAAAUCCAACCCUUCCAUAUUUGAGCAGCAAGCUUUCCAACUUGGGCUAUAAGGCUCUGUCCAUCAAUGAGUACGAACUGCUUGUAGCAAAAUCUUCUUCCAGUGGGGUUAACGUUUCUCCGCGCAAGCAAAGGGCCCUUGAGUCGGCUGAGACAGUUGAGUCUCUGAAAAGACGGUGUGCGGAACGAGGCUUGGUUGUUUUGUCUAAAUCGUCCUAUGAAAGCAUUCUUGUGUCCUCAAAAAGAUCGCUUACCCCGGUCGAGCUGCUUGAAAGAGUUGACAAGUCGGGCAUGGUUGCUCUCAAAAAGAAAGACUAUCAGGAGCUUUUGGAAACUGUUGGUUCUCUUGGCCCUCAGUUUGAGGAACCAGUGAAGCAAAUGAAAAGAGCUGGCCCUCAGCACAUUGGGGCUCAUCUCAAUGAGCUUAAACUGCUUGCCGAUCAGCAAGCUAAAGUUUCUGCGUCUUAUGACUCGCCGCCUGUUUCGUUCCUUAUGCAAAAAGCAAGGGAUGCGGGUUACAAACUAUUGAGUGAAAAAGAGUACAAAGAGCGGAAAGUUGAACCAUCUCCUGAAGAAUGCCGUGAGAUUCUUGAAAAGCAUAACCUUGUGCUGCUUGAUCCAGAGGAGCAUAAGGAGCUUUUGUUGCUGAAAAAUAGUGCCGAGCAUCCCUCCAAGGAUUUUGUCUCCAAGCUUGCUGCUGCUGCUGGACUGAGCGUUAUGGAGACAGUGGAGGCAAAGAGACUCUCCAAUCCUUCAAAGUCACAAGUUGUACAAUUGGCCAAACAAUACUCUCUGGUGAUGCUGGAUAAGCAGGAGCAUGAAAAAUUGCAUCAGGAGCUAAAGAAGUCGAAAGAUGCAGUUAGCGAGCGUAACCAACAGGUGGCAAAACUCGACUCUCAAGUCAAGCAGCUGCAAGAUCGGAUUAACAGGCCGACAGUCGAGUUUCUGCAGAGUGCUGCUGCCAGGCUUAACUUUGUCUUGGUGGCUAAGAAUGAAAAUGACAAAAAGGAAAACCAGCUGAAAGUCAUCUCAAAGCUCGAACAAGAAGUGUCCAAAUUGAAGUCACAGGUGUCAAAAUUGUCAGCAAAGCUCAAGGAGACAGAAACUAGUGAUUUCGCGAGAUCGCAAGCUGCCAAAUUUGAUCUUGUAGUCAUGACUGUCUCUGAGAAAAAGCAAAAGGACGAUGAGCUCGGCCAUUGCCAAAAGCAGUUGAGUGAAAAGUCCAGGGUCCUGCAGACGGUCCAGAAGCAAGUGCAGGAGCUGACAAAACAACUGACCGCGACUAGAAAAGAGCUAGACUUGGAGAAACAGGUCUCUCCUUCUCUCGAGGUGGCCAAGUCAGUUGUGACCAAAAGUGGACUACUCUGCUUGUCGAAAGAAGAGGUGGACCAUCUUUCGCAAGCUAAACCGCGCGAAACUGUCUAUGUGGAUGCUCCAAGUGAACCUGUCGACUCCAAAGAUCGCACAAUGAAAGAAGAAGAGUUGAAGGAGCAUGCCUCCAAACUGGGAUUUGUGCUUGUUCCUGUUGGACAGAAGAGACAAACCCAAAGAUUGGACGUGCACAAGCUCAAAGAACUUGCCAAAUUACACGGCUUGGAGACCAUAGAAGCUUCCAAACUGCGGAAACUUGAGGAGAAUAGCAAGAUCGAUCUUCCAAGGCUUCAUGCGUCCGCCAGAUCUUUGGGUAUGACCGUGGUUGAUCCUAAAGCAGCUCCAAAAAGAGCUGACCUGAGCCAAGCAGCAAGCAAACUGGGUUUGAAACUCAUGAGUUCAUCAGAAAUCGAAGCACUGAGGAAAAGGCCGAUCACUUCUAAGGAUCUCGCUGCCAAAGCUGCCGAACUUAAGCUCAAGCUUGUGCCUGAGAACGAACAAGGAAACUUGAAGAAUCCCGUUCUUGAUAGCGAUCUCAAACAGAUAUGCAAAUCGAAAGGAUAUAUGCUCAUUCCAGAGUCCAAAUUCGUGGCUACUACAGUUUCGAGGACAGUUGAUGAGUCCAACAUCGUCGUCGUUCCUUCCACCUACUACAAUAAACUAAUCAGAAGCCACGCCUGGUACAAAAACCAUAAGACAGAAGUUGAUGAAAGUGAGAAGCCCGCCACGACUGUUUUGGAAGAGGACGAGCCAAGUGUCUUGUCUGCAGACGUUAUAAAGCAAAGUCAGCCUAGCAUUUCAAUGAACCACUUAGCUAGACACGCUACUACGUCUACUGAUCAGACAACGGCCACUUCCAAGUUCACCGACCAGGAAAUGAUUGCCGCAAUUACUCAAACAAUCAUUGGAGAAUAUCUUUAUAAAUACUACAGAAAGCUCGGUCCGCUGUCUUCUCUCUCUGAAGCCAGACACGAAAGAUACUUCUGGAUUCACCCUUACAGCCUUACGCUUUACUGGUCUGCUGCCAAUCCUAUCCUUGGUGAUCCUUCCGAAAACAAGAUCCGGGCCCUGGCAAUUAGUAGAGUCGAGUCCGUUGAGGACAACAAUCCACUACCUCCUGGAUUGUACCACAAAAGCAUUCUUGUUCACUCUGUGGACAGGACGAUCAAGAUCACCUGUCCGACCCAAAAGCGACACAGAAUUUGGUUCAACUCGCUAAGAUAUUUGAUCGACAGGAGUGUCGAUGAAAACAUAAACCAAGACCCAGAAAACCAAUACGAGGUUUCUUACGCAUUAGACGACCGCGUGGAAAACGAAAGAAAUGGACAUGGGCAGCCGCCAUCAAGAAGCUUGACGACGAAAGGACUGUUUGGCAGCAUCAUGCCUGCCAAAAAGGACUAA